Aspergillus candidus is the source of this 1278-nucleotide messenger RNA. Its product is annotated as putative endo-1,3(4)-beta-glucanase. NCBI's taxonomy places the organism in Eukaryota, Fungi, Ascomycota, Eurotiomycetes, Eurotiales, Aspergillaceae. Bases 12 to 1244 code for a protein of 410 amino acids. The record is from RefSeq and is a predicted model, not a curated record. The transcript has a single exon.
CGGACCCAGAAAUGGCCGACUCAAACGGGACGCUCACCCCCACGAACUGGCGAUACUCGCCACUCCAAAUCAGAGCCUCCUCCGUCAUCUACCCGCACUUCCCAGGCCUGCAAGUCUGCUUCCUCACCCGGGGGCGGUUCGAAGACGCCCUGACGACCUACGUCACGACGCGGAUCGAAGACUCGCGCGUGGUCCUCCAGCGCCUACCGAGACAAGAUGAGGUAGACGCGUGGACCGAGCUCGGCAGCACGGCCAUCUACGGCAAGCGCGUGGGGUGGCCACUUGGCGUCAUCGGAGGCGCAGUCGUGUCGUACAAGACCGCGAAGAACGCCGACUGGUACGAGCCCUACGUGCGCGACAGCAAGGGCCCACCGGAGAGCUCCCCGGUGUCCCGGGUGCUAUCCCACCUGAACCGCAUGGCGCAGGGGUUCGGCGAAUACUGGCGGGCGGAGCCGUUUUCUGCGGGGAGGUCGUUGGGGCUGUCGACGAUCCGGUUGAUGUUCUGGGGGUUCGGGGCGACGUUAGUAUUGCAGUCGUUGAUGAACUACAAGGAGAUCGUGACGACGACGACGGACCCGCGGUUGAAGGACUUUUGCGAGUCGUUCAAGAAGCAUUACAAGGACGUGGGGAACCAGAAGAUGAAGCAGGAGGUUGCCAUGGCUAGGAGGAGGGCUGCUGGGCAGCUCCCGCAGCCGUCGGAGGGGGACGAGGCGAGCCCGGUGGCGGAUGAGACGGCGCAUGGCUCGUGGGAGUCCUCUUCGCGGGAUCAUCACGCUCGGGAGACUUCAUCUGGCUCCUCGGAUGCCCAGACUGCUGGAUGGGGAUCUUCCGCCAAGAAAGCCGAGUAUGCGAAGCGCGACGCGGAUACGAGCAGGGACGACGAGGUCAGCGCGCCGCGCGACAGCGGCAAGACCUUCCUGGACGAUGACGACGACGCCAGCCCGGUGGCAGCAGAGUACCGGGGUGCCCCCGCCUCCGGACCGGUAUCGCGGAGCACGUUCAAGACAGGCGCCUGGGAUCGGAUCCGGGCCGACAACGGGACGAGAACCACCAACCCGCAGUAUUCGACUUCCCCGACAGACGCAUAUAUCAAGCCCAGCCCGUAUUCACGUAAAGCAGGCGCAGACGGCAACGGCAGUUUGAGCGAGCGGGAGAAAGCCCGGGAGGAGUUCGAUCGAUUGCUUGAGGCUGAGAGGAAUAUCUCGACCGAGCCGAAUGAGCGGAAGGGGUGGGAACGUUGGUGAUUUGCUCGUUGGGGGUGUAUGUAUCUAACUACUG